AUGGCAUGUUGCUAUAUUGCUGCAUUCUGCAUAGGCCAGUUGGUUAAAGCCUGCCACUUCCUAGAUGUCGGCAACGGCAUCAAGUACAACGAAGAGAAGGAAGAAUCGGGGAUCGAUUUGCCUUCAAAAUCGUUGAAAGGAAAAACAGAGACCGCCCCGAGCUCUCCAUCGUCACUUGUCCUCUCACUCGGGGGCCUCACCUGCUCCUCUUGCACUCAAGCCGUCGAAGAUGCUCUGGCAGCAGUUCCUGGGGUCAGCAAAGUCAGGGUUUCAUUAACCCUUCAACAGGCGGUUGUAAUUGCAAUAGAGAACACGGCGCUCGACGAGGAGCUGAUGCUUUCCACAGUUCGCGACAUUGGUUACGAAGCCCAGGCUGGACCUAGAUCUCCCCAAAAGAUGAUCGAACUUCUUCAAUACCGAGAGUCCACAGAUCGUCUCGGUUUCACGUUCUCUCACCUAGGGCGUUGUGCUACGAUCCUUCAAGGGUUGUCGUUAUUGCUCUACUUUAUACCAGGCCGAUUUUCUCCCUUCCGAAGUUUGAAGUGGUGUCUUCAUAUAAUGUCCAUGGCUGUCAUGGUCUAUGUCCAAUGUAAGCCAGUUGCCUGGAUCCAUAAGAGUGGUUGGACAUGGCUACGCGGAGGGCGAUUGAAUAUGAAUACCCUGACAUCCUUGUCGAUGAGUCUUGCUUCCCUUCUACCACUUCUAGACUGGGUAGUUACGGGUCGGUUCAACUCAACUUCCUUUUACCCCAUGGCGACCGGACUCGGCCUUGUGGUAGUGGCUGGCAAGUACGUGGACAGCUUGUCCCGGCGAUCUGCGGCUCAGGAUCUUGUUCGUGUUUACAAGCCCAUCCUCGAUGCGGAUUCUAUUACACUGUAUCCAGGAAUGGAGAGAGUGCCGGCUUCAUAUCUAAGGAGAGGUGAUAAAAUCGUUGUGGAACCUCAUACAACUAUUCCAUGCGACUGCUACGUCUUAGAAGGUUCUUCGCUCAUCGGGCAGGCUAUUGUAACAGGAGAGUCUCUUCCUGCAAGGAAGUCUACCGGCGAUUUCGUUCUAGGAGGGACGCGGAACCUCAGCAGUCGAUUGAUUUGCGCUGUUCAGAGAGAGAAAAGCUACUCUUUUUACACCAAGCUUGUGCAGAGCGCAGUAGAGUCAAGCUCGACAUCCUCGAACGACCAUGAGUUUAUCGACACCAUUACGAGACAUUUCGUGGCGGCUGUGAUGGGCUUGUCUUUCUUCGCGCCCUGCUACAGUCUAUAUCCUCUCAUCGGCAAGGCCCCUCCGUAUCAAAUCGUCCAUGAUUGGAUUACACAUACCAUCACAAUCCUCACUUGCGCGUGCCCAUGCGCCAUCAGCCUAGCGAUUCCCUCUGCUGUAGUUGCUGCUAUUGUCACUGCAUGUGGGCAGGGAAUUAUCAUCACUGGCGGCAUAAACACACUCGAAAAGUUGGAAAAGUCAAAGACCGUAGUUUUUGAUAAGACAGGCACACUUACGCAUGCGAAGCUCGAUGUCGAGGAUCUUGACCUUGUCCCGAAGUGGGAAAUGGACAAGGAUAUGAUCUGGGAAUAUGUCUGCACCAUCGAAACCCAAGCGAUCGAUGACCAUCCGAUCGCUAGGGCAAUUCUCGGUGCUGGGCUGCGGGAGCUUGGUGUCAGGUGGGCAGAGAGGCAGGGCCUUCGGAACAGUCGCAAUGUUGUAUCCGACCCGGGAAAAGGAGUCAAGGGCGAGGUUCAGUUAGAAAACCAGCCUUGGCGCCACAUCGCUGUUGGGAGCCAUCGAUAUUUCAAAGAGAUGAACAUCACCGGAACGCCGGAGAGUAUCCCAGACGGCACAAACGGUAGGAUUAUUGUGCUUGUGGCGAUCGAUAAAAAGUAUGCUGCCUCAUUUUUUGUCGCGGACGCUAUCAAGGAAGACGCACCGGGUGUAUUGAGACAGUUGAUGCAGACUGGCUACCACUGCGGCAUGCUCACAGGAGACACUCGAGAGUCCGCUGAACGUGUCUCGCAACAACUGAGACUUCCCAUAAUACAAUCUGGGGCACUACCUGACGAAAAGCAAAAACAUAUCCAAUCCCUCCAGGACUCUGACAAUAUGGUAACGAUGGUCGGGGAUGGUCUCAACGAUGCUCCCUCUCUCGCCGCAGCAGGUGUUGGCGUCGGCCUACAGAAGGACUCAACUACUGCCAUUGCCGGCGGUGCAGUUGUUAUAGUCAACACUAGACUCGGAUCCCUCAUCGACCUCUUCAAAAUUGCGAAGAUGACCAUGGAUCAAGUGAGGUUCAACCUUUACUGGAUCUUGGCUUACAAUGCCUUCACAUUGGGUCUAGCGAUGAAACUCUUCAACCCUUUCAGUAUUUCUUUAACUCCGUCCAUUGCGGCGUUACUCAUGUCAAUAUCAUCAGUCUUCUUGACCAUGCAGAGUUUUUGGCUUCGGAAGCGACUGGAAAGAAUCACUAGAACUCCCGACAACUAG
Messenger RNA from Clonostachys byssicola, 2472 nucleotides. The record is from the annotation of a GenBank genome assembly. NCBI's taxonomy places the organism in Eukaryota, Fungi, Ascomycota, Sordariomycetes, Hypocreales, Bionectriaceae.